This is a messenger RNA of Dama dama (fallow deer), 3558 nucleotides long. RefSeq names its product glycerophosphodiester phosphodiesterase domain containing 5 (gene GDPD5). Gene Ontology annotation, molecular function: glycerophosphodiester phosphodiesterase activity. The transcript has 17 exons. The record is from RefSeq and is a predicted model, not a curated record. Gene Ontology annotation, cellular component: plasma membrane. Gene Ontology annotation, biological process: positive regulation of neuron differentiation; lipid metabolic process. Lineage: Eukaryota; Metazoa; Chordata; Mammalia; Artiodactyla; Cervidae. Bases 963 to 2780 code for a protein of 605 amino acids.
GGCGCUCAGGCACUGAGCCGCGCUACCUCGGCUCCGCUCGGCUCCGGCUCGGACUGCAGCUCCAGCGGGGGUGGGCGGCUGGGAUGACAGCGGCGGUGGCAGCGGCUGCGGCGCGGGACUGAGCGAGCGGCGAGCGAGCCGAGGGAAGAGGAGGAAGUACAGCCGCGGCCCGGAGCUCUGGAGUCAGCUGCCGCGCCGUGGACCGCCCCAUAUUGCAGAGCCAGCCGAGUCCGGACCUAGAAAGACUUCCCCGCCGGCUCCGGCCGCCGCGGCUCCGCGCUCUUCGCCGGCGCCCUGCCCUGCCCCGCCUGCCCCAGACCCGGGUUCCGGCGGGACGCUCCCUGCUCCGCGGUCCGGGGCGUGUGGCCCGGACGCCCCGAGCUCCCGACCCAGAUCCAGUGCACCGGGACGGGACGCUCCUGGCCCACCAUACGGCUCCAGGGUUACGGGCUCGCUCGCAGCCUUUCUGUAGCGUGUGUCGGAGCCCCCAGCCCUCCGGCCAGGGUUAAGGCGGGGUGCACCCCAGCCCCCUGAUUGAGUGCAAAGGAGUCCGGACGCCUCCAGACUCUGGUUCCCCGAAACCGGGACCUUCUGCCGCCUCUGAUACGGUACUUCGGACUUAGGAUCAGUGCGAAAGUCCAGGAAGCCCCGGCCUGGUCCAGAGCCCCGUGAGGGGUCCCAGGCGGGCUGGACAGUCAGACCGAGCCAGACUGGGCUGGUGCUGCGAGCCGAAACUGCCACCUUCCUGCCGCCCAGACGAGGGGCUGAACGCUUGCCCCGAAGAGAACACAAGAGAGAGCCGAGAGCUGCAGCUCUCCCACUGAAGUGACAUCACCACCUCCAUGGACAAGACCCCCCCUUCUCCAGGAGCCCAGCUCAUAGCCGCUGGUACCUUCUUCCAGGACCAGCUGGGGGCCUCCAUGGGCGCCUGAAGGCAGGGCGCCAGGGCCGCGGGCACGAGCAUGGUGAGACACCAGCCCCUGCAGUACUAUGAGCCGCAGCUCUGCCUCUCCUGCCUCACGGGCAUCUAUGGCUGCCGCUGGAAGCGCUACCAGCGUUCUCAUGAUGACACCACUCCGUGGGAGCGCCUCUGGUUCCUGCUGCUGACCUUUACCUUCGGCCUCACGCUCACCUGGCUCUACUUCUGGUGGGAAGUCCACAAUGACUACGAUGAAUUCAACUGGUACCUCUACAACCGCAUGGGCUACUGGAGUGACUGGUCCGUGCCCAUCCUCAUGACCACAGCAGCUGCCUUCACUUACAUCGCUGGCCUCCAGGUCCUGGCACUAUGUCACAUCGCCGUGGGGCAGCAGAUGAACCUGCACUGGCUGCACAAGAUCGGGCUGGUAGCCAUCCUGGUGGCCACCGUGGUGGCCAUGUCGGCUGUGGCCCAGCUGUGGGAGGACGAGUGGGAGGUGCUCCUCAUCUCCCUGCAGGGCACAGCGCCGUUCCUGCAUGUGGGGGCCCUGGUGGCUGUCACAGCACUCUCCUGGAUCGUGGCAGGACAGUUUGCCCGUGCAGAGCGGUCCUCCUCCCAGAUAGCCAUUCUCGGAACCUUCUUCACCGUGGUGUUUGCCCUCUACCUGGCCCCUCUCACCAUCUCCUCUCCCUGCAUCAUGGAGAAAAAGGACCUGGGCCCCAAACCUGCCCUCAUCGGCCACCGCGGGGCCCCCAUGCUGGCCCCAGAGCACACGCUGAUGUCCUUCAGGAAGGCCCUAGAGCAGAAGCUGUAUGGACUCCAGGCUGAUGUCACCAUCAGCCUGGACGGGGUGCCCUUCCUCAUGCAUGACCCCACCCUUCGGCGCACCACCAACGUGGAGGAGGAGUUCCCGGAGCUCGCCCGCAGGCCUGCCUCCAUGCUCAACUGGACUGUCCUGCAGAGGCUCAACGCCGGCCAGUGGUUCCUGAAGACGGACCCGUUCUGGACAGCCAGCUCCCUGUCACCCUCCGACCACAGGGAGGCCCAAAACCAGUCCAUCUGCAGCCUAAUGGAGCUCUUGGAACUGGCCAAGGGCAAUGCCACGCUGCUGCUCAACCUGCGUGACCCGCCGCGGGAGCACCCCUACCGCACCAGCUUCCUCAACAUCACGCUGGAGGCCCUUCUGCGCUCAGGCUUCCCCCAGCACCAGGUCCUGUGGCUGCCCAGCAGGCAGAGACCCUUCGUGCGGAAGGUGGCUCCUGGCUUCCAGCAGAUGUCAGGCUCCAAGGAGGCGGCCGCCAGCCUGAGGAGAAGCCACAUCCAGCGGCUGAACCUGCGCUACACCCAGGUGUCCCGCCAGGAGCUCAGGGACUAUGCAUCCUGGAACCUGAGUGUGAACCUCUACACGGUCAAUGCCCCGUGGCUCUUCUCCCUGCUGUGGUGCGCGGGGGUCCCGUCCGUCACCUCCGACAACUCCCACACCUUGUCCCAGGUGCCUUCCCCACUCUGGAUCAUGCCCCCGGACGAGUACUGUCUCAUGUGGGUCACCGCCGACCUGAUCUCCUUCACCCUCAUCGUUGGCAUCUUCGUACUCCAGAAGUGGCGCCUGGGUGGCAUCCGGAGCUACAACCCCGAGCAGAUCAUGCUGAGUGCUGCAGUGCGCCGGACCAGCCGGGACGUCAGCAUCAUGAAGGAGAAGCUCAUCUUCUCAGAGAUCAGUGAUGGCAUGGAGGUCUCCGAUGAGCUCUCCGUAUGUUCGGACAACAUUUAUGACACGUAUGCCAACAGCGCCACCGCCCCAGUGGCCCCUCGAGGGAGCGGCAGCCGUGCCAAGACCCUCACAGACCGGAGUGGGCGUUAGCUGAAGACCCGUCUGUCCAGCUGUACCUCGUGUGGAGACCAGAGAAGCCCACAGAGCUGGCAGAAGCAUGCUUGGGGCGCUAACUCCACAGCCUCCUCACUGGCUCCAGUCCCUUGUCAGCCAUGGCCUCUCUUGGAGGGGCUCCCCUCUAGCCUCUCAGAUGCCCCUGAAGGCCUGGGGCUCAUUUUUCUGGGAAGUCUGGGGCCUAAAGUCCAGGGUCCGGAGCCCAGGGCCCUGUCCACUCCCUGAGGCCCUCCUUUGCAUCCUUACCUGGAAGCUUUGAGGGGUCGCUGGGCUGUGCCAUGCCCCCUGCAGCAGCAGAGGACGUGGAGCCUGCGUGUGCCCACGUGUGUCUGUUCUGUCCGUGCUGUGAGGAAACCGCCUUCUCGGUGAUUCUCCUGCCUCAAGGGGCUGGGCUGGGCCUCUGCCCCAGCACCUCCGCUCUUCCGUCAGUCUCAAAGCACAAGGAAGCUUGGCCCAGGAGGAACGCCUGCUCCAGUGGUGGGGACACUAGUCCUCCCCAUCCAGCCUCCUGCUGACGUGGGCCAUGUCCCCCAGGAGCUGCUGGAGAUGGCAAGAGCAGGCUCAGGGCUGCUGGAUCCACACCCAGGAGAUCCACAGACUGACAUGACCUCAGGUUCCCAUGUCAGUGGCCAAGAGCAGGGGCCAGCUGGGACAAGUGUUCAGGCAUGGUUGAUGGUGGGCGUAUGGCCAAGGAGGCCUAGAGUGGAGGGAGCCUGAGGGGCCUUGGCCAGGAUGAUUAAAGCUGCCAUCUUGA